UGGUAAGUCUCACACUAGACUGACACUCGCGACAUGGCACACAAAUUAAUCCUCCUGGGCAUCCUUCUGUUGGGUUCCCUCUAUUGCCUGCACCUUCUAGCCCAGGACUACCAGAAGAUCCGACGUCCUGUUCAGAUGGCAGCCAAAGCAGCAGCCAAGAGCCUGGGCUUAGAUUUUCUGACCGGACGGAAGCGUCGGUCGGUAGAAGAGUCUGAACACGGACAGCCUCCGGGUAUUCAGUGGGACACCGUAUUGAGACACGAUCCGCUCCUCUGUUCAGUGUCUCUCGUUUGUCAGCUGGCUGCUGGAGCUGCGGAAAUUCCUGAUUUCUACGAAAUAAGGAAUUUCAUACUCUCAAAUGCCAACGACUCGGCCCCAGAGAAAGUGAAGAAGGCGCGUAAUCUUGGCAGAAAUGCAAACAGCGUCAAGGAAUGCUUCCAGAAAUUCAACUUUUGCAAAUUAUCCGCCAAGACGAUGCUUCGAAUAAUAGAUUUAGAAACUACCCUGUUCAAUUGA
Phlebotomus papatasi is the source of this 516-nucleotide messenger RNA. RefSeq lists its product as uncharacterized. The record is from RefSeq and is a predicted model, not a curated record. NCBI's taxonomy places the organism in Eukaryota, Metazoa, Arthropoda, Insecta, Diptera, Psychodidae. Bases 34 to 516 code for a protein of 160 amino acids. The transcript has 4 exons.